AUGCCGGCGCCGGGACCCCGGCAGCGCGGGCAGAGCUGCCCGUGCCCGGGGGUGCGGACGAGGCUGCCGGUCCUGCGCUGGCUCCCGCGCUAUUCUCUGGCCUGGCUGCAGCUCGACCUGAUCGCCGGCCUGACCGUGGGGCUCACCGUCGUGCCGCAGGCGCUGGCGUACGCCGAGGUAGCCGGGUUGCCUCUCCAGUACGGCCUCUAUUCUUCCUUCAUGGGCUGCUUUGUCUACUGCAUCCUGGGCACCGCCAAGGACGUGACGCUGGGUCCCACAGCCAUCAUGUCGCUGCUUGUCUCUUCGUACGCAUUCCAUGAGCCUGUCUAUGCCAUCCUGCUCGCCUUCCUCUCUGGCUGCAUCCAGCUGGCCAUGGGGCUCCUGCACCUCGGUUUCCUUCUGGACUUCAUUUCCUCCCCAGUCAUUAAAGGGUUUACAUCAGCUGCUUCCAUCACCAUUAGCUUCAACCAGGUCAAGAACAUCCUGGGGCUGCAGGGGAUCCCUCGGCAGUUUUUCCUGCAGGUGUAUGAGACGCUGCGGAGGAUCGGGGAGACCAGGGCUGGGGACGCCGUCCUGGGGCUGGCCUGCCUGGCCGCGCUGGCAGGGCUCCGGGCGAUGAAGAGCCGCCUGCCCCGAGCUGCCCGUGCGGAGCCGCUGGCUGCCAGGGUCAGCUACCUGAUCGUCUGGACCUCCGCCACGGCACGCAACGCCCUUGUAGUCCUGUUUGCUGGUCUGGUUGCUUACUCCUUCCAAGUGAUGGGCUCCCAGCCGUUCAUGCUCACCGGCAGCAUCCCCCGGGGCCUCCCUGCCUUCCGGCUGCCACGCUUCUCCAUGGCUGCACCCAACGGCACCGUCACUUUCCAGAGCAUGGUGGAGGACAUGGGGGUCGGGCUGGCCGUGGUCCCGCUCAUGGGUCUGCUGGAGACCAUUGCGAUUGCCAAGGCUUUUGCCUCGCAGAACGAUUACAGGAUUGACCCCAACCAGGAGCUGCUGGCUAUGGGCUUUGCCAACGUCUUGGGCUCCUUCGUCUCAUCGUAUCCCAUCACGGGCAGCUUUGGCCGGACAGCGGUGAACGCGCAGUCGGGGGUCUGCACCCCCGCGGGAGGGCUCGUCACAGGCGCCCUGGUCCUGCUCUCGCUGGCGUACCUCACCUCGCUCUUCUACUACAUCCCCAAAGCGGCGCUGGCUGCCGUCAUCAUCUCGGCUGUGGUCCCCAUGUUUGAUGCUGGGAUCUUCAGGACGCUCUGGCGGGUUAAGAGGCUGGACCUUGUACCCCUCUGUGUGACGUUCCUGCUCUGCUUCUGGGAGGUCCAGUAUGGCAUCGUGGCUGGGGUGCUGGUCUCGGGGAUUCUCCUGCUCUACUCCAUUGCCAGGCCCCCAAUAAAGGUGUCGGAGGGGGACGUGCUCCUCGUGCAGCCGGGGAGCAGCCUGCACUUCCCAGCCAUCGAAUGCCUCCAGGAUGCCGUGUGCAGCCGCGCUCUGGCAGGAGCAUCUCCACCACGCUCCGUCAUCCUGGACUGUUGCCACAUCAGCAGCAUCGAUUACACGGUGGUGGUGGGGCUGGCAGAGCUGCUGCAGGAGCUGCGCAAGCACGGCCUCUCGCUGGCCUUCUGCAGCCUGCAGGACCCCGUUCUCCAAGUCCUGCUAUCUGCAGACUUAGAAGGAUUCCAGCAUUUCCCCAGCCGGGAGGAGGCAGAGCGGUGCGGAGGAGCGGAGCCGGGGGGCGGUGGGGCAGCCCCCUUCGCCAGCACCAGCCAGAGCUCGCUGCUGCCCGCGGGGCUCAUCCAGUGAGUCCAGGAGCUGCCUGGGACCUCCCCAGGGGCAGCGUCACCUUGCCGUCUCCUUGCCUCCGAUUGCGCCGGGGCUGUACGUCCUGUGCCGCGCAGAGCAGUGGCCGUGACACCCCGGUGACAUCCGACCAACAGCCUCCACGGGAGCCGCCUGCCCCUGCCCUGCCUCCUGGGCCGCUGGGUGGGAUGCCUGUCGGGGGACCGUGCCCAUGUCCCACGCAGGGGAGCGCUGAGCAGCACCAGCCCAACCCCACGCCGGCUGCGCAGGCGGCACGAGGGGAGGGAGUGCUGGUGGAGACACUGGGACCAGGGGUCCGGCUGGUCCCACACUGGUUCCCCAGCCCCGCCGGAGCUCUGGCACCUCGCCGCCUCUGCAGGCCAAGGACAGGCGGUCCGUGGAAGGGGUUAGUGGGGCGAAAUGGUUCCCUAUCACAGUCAUUGGGAAAAAGCCAUCCCGCCUCCAGGCCUUCCCCAUCCUCGAAGCUGCUGCCUUUUUUAAAUCAGCUGUUUUAAUUCUGGAGACUUUUCUUAUUCUGGGACAUACUGAACUGUGACACAGAGUGUACUCUUGUCAAAGCGAGUUUCAAGGAUGUUGGCGCUGCCCUCCAAGCCUAAGGGCACGCUGCAGCUCUCAACCUCAGGCUGCUAGGAGAUGACAAACAUCAGUGAUUUUGCUCCUUACUGAUCCCUCUUGGUUUGUGGGGUGUUCUGCCAAAUGCUGCCAUCGGGCAGGGCUGGGCUGUCCCCCCGUGGGUGCAGCCCCUCGCCUGACUCCUGCCAGGCACCGGAGGGGACAGGCACUGUGACACCAGCUUGUGCUUGCCUUGCUGUGAAAUGGGUGCAAAAAGCAAUAGUGCUGUCAGGUAGCGGGGCUGGGGAGGGCAGGGUUCAGGAGAAAGCAGUUUUCCUAAACUGCCCUUGGCUGACAGCCCCGUAAGGAGGGUAUAAU
Molecule: messenger RNA, 2739 nt
Organism: Gymnogyps californianus (California condor)
Lineage: Eukaryota; Metazoa; Chordata; Aves; Accipitriformes; Cathartidae
Gene: SLC26A11
Product: solute carrier family 26 member 11
Exons: 16
Coding region: 1-1791 (596 amino acids)
Biological process (GO): transmembrane transport
Cellular component (GO): membrane
Molecular function (GO): sulfate transmembrane transporter activity
Source: RefSeq, a predicted model, not a curated record